CGUUCAUCUUACUCUAUAAAAUCAAAACCUCUCGGAAAACAUUGAACAUAAAACCUCUUCCAUCUUUCCUCAGUUCUUCUAACCAAUCCGAACCCGAAAAAUGGAAAAGGAGCGACCCGCAUGGAGACCCGACCCGUUUCACGCACGACCGCCGCCGCCGCCGUCGGAGACGCCGCGCGACCCCAUGGAGUUCCUUUCCCGGUCGUGGAGCGCCUCGGCCCUCGAAGUAUCCAAGGCACUCGCAUCUCAGCAACAACUUCCACCUUCUUCCAACAACGUUAGCAUCGUUUGUUAUAAUAAUAAUUCUAAUGCGUCUAUAAUACUCGAAGACAUAGCUGGUGAAGUGGAAGAGUCUGCUGCAACUGUUUCUGGCAACCCUUUCUCCUUCGCUUCUUCUGAAACCUCUCAGAUGAUCAUGGACCGCAUCAUGUCCCACUCCUUUGGUCAGCAGGAGGUAUCACCACGCACCUCAGGAAGACUCUCUCACAGCAGUGGCCCUCUUAAUGGCUCCCUAACAGAUAGCCCUCCGGUUUCUCCUUCUGAAAUUGACGAUUUCAAGUAUAACCGUUCCAACAACAACCACAACACUGUCAACAUGAUCACCGGCUUGAAUGGUCAAUACUGGGGUGCCGGCGGCGCGGCGACGACCGCCGGUGGUGGCAAGACGGUGGGGAGGUGGCUGAAGGACAGGAAGGAGAAGAAGAAGGAGGAAACUAGGGCCCACAAUGCUCAGCUCCACGCGGCGGUUUCGGUUGCCGGGGUCGCCGCCGCGAUGGCCGCCAUCGCCGCCGCCACGGCUGCCUCGUCGGGCUCCAGGAAGGACGAGCAGAUGGCGAAGACCGACAUGGCGGUGGCGUCAGCAGCGACGCUGGUGGCGGCCCAGUGUGUGGAGGCUGCCGAGGCCAUGGGGGCCGAGCGCGACCACCUGGCCUCGGUGGUCAGCUCCGCCGUGAAUGUGAGGUCCGCCGGUGACAUCACGACGUUGACGGCAGCUGCGGCCACAGCUUUACGUGGGGCUGCCACGUUGAAAGCAAGGGUCCUUAAGGAGGUUUGGAACAUAGCAGCUGUGAUUCCUGUGGAGAAGAAUUUGGGCAGUGGCAGUGGUGGCGGCGAUAAUGGUAAUGGUAGCAAUGGUAGCUCUAAUAGUAGCUUCAGUGGUGAAAUUGUACCAGAAGAAAAUUUCUUGGGGAUUUGUAGCAGAGAAUUGCUAGCCAGAGGUUGUGAACUUCUCAAGCGCACACGCACUGGUGAACUGCAUUGGAAAAUUGUAUCUGUUUACAUAAACAGGAUGAAUCAGGUUAUGGUGAAGAUGAAGAGCAGGCACGUUGCUGGGACCAUCACAAAAAAGAAAAAGAAUGUGGUGCUUGGAGUGAUCAAAGAUAUGCCUGCUUGGCCUGGACGCCACUUGCUUGAAGGUGGUGAGAACCGUCGCUACUUUGGUUUGAAAACAGUGAUGCGUGGUGUUGUGGAAUUUGAGUGCAGAAAUCAAAGAGAGUAUGAUGUGUGGACUCAAGGUGUGUCAAGGCUUCUAUCUAUUGCUGCAGAGAGGAACAACAGAAACAGAAUAUAAAUAUAUAAUGAAAAAUUAUUGAGGAGAUGGUAGUAAUUAAGUAUGAUAUGAUAUAAUUAAUUAAUGAACAUGGUAGUAGAUCUUUUGAUACAUGGUGGGGUUGGUGGGGUUUUAAUCCAAAUGUAAAAAUGGGUAAAUUAAAUUGAAGUUCUUCUAGUUAUGCCAUAUGGGGGUUUCUUUUCUUUUCGUACUUUCUUUUUAAUCUUGGGGGACACAUGGAUAUUUUCAUGUAUUUUUUUGAAUGGGAAAGUAAAGUCAUUUGAACCAAAGUGAGUGAAAAAUCAUGGGAACCUUGGUGUUGUUCUUUCUUUUGCUGAUUUGGAAAGAAAAAAGCGUAUGUAUGUUGGACCGGGGCAGUCAAAAGAGAAGAAAACAAAAAAAAGAAUGAGUGAAGGAAGUGUAGUAUUGAAGAUAAAGACAAAGGGUGAUCUAUGUGCUUUUAUUUAUACAUGUUGAUUUAGGCUUUCCCUGAUUGGAUCCCAAGAAAUAGUUUAAGGUUUAUGAGCUAGAGCCAUCAUUGUUUUGGAUUAUAUUCUUUCACUUGUGUAUUUUUUUUGUUAAGUAAAGUGCUGAACAAAUAUAUAAUAUCAUAUUCAUAUGCCUCGGCAAAUAUAGCUGAGAGCGACGUAACAUGUAAAUAAUUAGUAACUUUACUUAAGAUGGGGUAAAUAUUAAAAAUUUAAAAGGUCUUCUAUA
Molecule: messenger RNA, 2266 nt
Organism: Glycine soja
Lineage: Eukaryota; Viridiplantae; Streptophyta; Magnoliopsida; Fabales; Fabaceae
Product: VAN3-binding protein-like
Exons: 7
Coding region: 101-1570 (489 amino acids)
Biological process (GO): phloem or xylem histogenesis; auxin-activated signaling pathway; leaf vascular tissue pattern formation
Source: RefSeq, a predicted model, not a curated record